This is a messenger RNA of Rhizophagus irregularis DAOM 181602=DAOM 197198, 897 nucleotides long. RefSeq lists its product as uncharacterized. Gene Ontology annotation, biological process: amino acid catabolic process; fatty acid beta-oxidation using acyl-CoA dehydrogenase. NCBI's taxonomy places the organism in Eukaryota, Fungi, Glomeromycota, Glomeromycetes, Glomerales, Glomeraceae. The record is from RefSeq and is a predicted model, not a curated record. Gene Ontology annotation, molecular function: electron transfer activity. Gene Ontology annotation, cellular component: mitochondrion.
UUUUUUUUUUUUUUUUUUUUUUUUUUUAAACAAUGUCUAAUUUAAAGAUUCUUGUUGGUUGUAAAAGAGUAAUAGAUUUUGCAGUAAAAGUUCGAGUUAAUUCAGCGAAAAAGGCUGUAGAGACAGCGAAUAUAAAACAUUCUCUAAAUCCAUUUGAUGAAAUCGCGGUAGAAGAAGCAUUAAGAUUGAGAGAAAAGUUAGGCAAUAAUGUAAUAAAAGAAGUUAUUGCUUUAACUUGUGGUCCACCAAAAGCUCAAGAGCAGCUUAGAACAGCUUUAGCUAUGGGAGCGGAUAGAGCUAUACAUGUUGAAGUGGGUAAAGAUGAUAAUGACGUAGCAAAUAUUUUACAGCCGUUGGCUGUUGCUAAAUUAUUUAAAGCUAUAGUUGAAAAAGAACAACCAAGUUUAGUUAUUUUUGGUAAACAAGCUAUUGAUGAUGACGCUAGUCAAACUGGUCAAAUGUUAGCUGGUCUCCUGAAUUGGCCUCAGGCAACCUUUGCGUCAAAAGUUGAGUUAAAUGGCGACAAACUUACAGUAACACGUGAAGUUGAUGGUGGUCUGGAAACCAUUAGUAGCAAAUUACCAGCUGUUGUGACUACCGAUUUAAGAUUGAAUGAACCUAGAUUUGCCACCCUCCCUAAUAUUAUGAAAGCAAAGAAAAAACCUUUAGUCAAAUUUACACCUGAUCAAUUAAGUGUUGAUAUUACUCCAAGAUUAGAAACUAUUUCUGUAGUAGAACCACCAGCUAGGCAAGGUGGAUCUAAAGUAGGAACUGUAGAUGAAUUAAUUUCUAAAUUGAAAGAGGCCGGAGCUCUUUAAAUCACCAAUCUUCCGGAUUAUGAUAUUCAUUCUUUGGUAAAUUAGUUAUGGGAUCAUUGACUUCGGGUUCAAGAAUUGU